CCCGGUGGGUUGGCCUCGGGAGUCUCUGGGCGAAGAUGGCGUCAGUGAGGCAGGCUUUCCCGCGGAGGCUGGUGGGCUUGGCGUCCCUCCGGGCUGUGAGCACCUCCUCCAUGGGCACUUUGCCAAAGCAGGUGAAGAUCGUGGAAGUCGGUCCCCGGGACGGGCUGCAGAAUGAAAAGAGUAUUGUUCCCACCCCAGUGAAGAUCAGGCUAAUCGACAUGCUUUCCGAAGCAGGGCUCCCCGUGAUCGAGGCUACCAGCUUUGUCUCUCCCAAGUGGGUGCCGCAGAUGGCUGACCAUUCUGACGUCCUGAAGGGCAUUCAGAAGUUUCCUGGCAUCAAUUACCCAGUCCUGACUCCAAACAUGAAAGGCUUUGAGGAGGCGGUAGCUGCGGGUGCCAAGGAAGUGAGCAUCUUCGGGGCUGCGUCUGAACUCUUCACCCAGAAGAACGUGAACUGCUCUAUAGAGGAGAGUUUCCAGCGCUUUGCUGGAGUCAUGCAGGCAGCACAGGCUGCCAGCAUCCCUGUGAGAGGGUAUGUCUCCUGUGCCCUCGGAUGCCCCUACGAGGGGAAGGUCUCCCCCGCUAAAGUUGCUGAGGUCGCCAAAAAGUUGUACUCGAUGGGCUGCUAUGAAAUCUCCCUUGGGGACACCAUCGGUGUAGGCACCCCAGGACUCAUGAAAGAUAUGCUGACUGCUGUCAUGCAUGAAGUGCCUGUGGCCGCACUGGCUGUCCACUGCCAUGAUACCUACGGUCAAGCUCUGGCCAAUACCUUGGUGGCCCUGCAGAUGGGUGUCAGCGUUGUGGACUCCUCUGUGGCAGGACUUGGAGGCUGUCCCUAUGCAAAAGGGGCAUCAGGGAACUUGGCAACUGAGGACCUGGUCUACAUGCUGACUGGCUUAGGGAUUCACACGGGUGUGAACCUCCAGAAGCUCCUGGAAGCCGGGGACUUCAUCUGUCAAGCCCUUAACAGAAAAACCAGUUCCAAAGUGGCACAGGCCACCUGUAAGCUCUGAGACCCUAGUUCGCCUGAAGCGGAACUGUGGGAGUUGGGUGUGUACAUGAUUCCUGGAUGAGGAAAUGGAAUGAGAGCAAAUGAGCUGGCAUCACAGAGGUCCUGUUCCCUGACAGAAAGGGCUAGAGCUGCCAGACCCAGGCCAGCUCCCCAGAGCUGUGCCUAAUCACUUGCUUGGGAUGGCCCUGGGUGAGUCUGCUACCCAACAGAGCUGAUGUCCACUGUGCCACAACAGCAGGCCCUUUGUUCUACCUCUAAGGACAGAGAGCAGUUUCCCCUUAUGCCAGCAGAGCAUUUGUUGGAAUGGUGGGGGUUGAUCUGCUUCCGUGGUCAUCUGCCAACUCCAGCAUCUUUGGGAAAUCUCCACUCUGUACGUGAUUUUUUUUUUUUUUUUUUUUGAAAACAGCUUAUGUAAUUAAAGGUUUAAUUUUCUAAUAU
This is a messenger RNA of Mus pahari (shrew mouse), 1450 nucleotides long. RefSeq names its product 3-hydroxy-3-methylglutaryl-CoA lyase (gene Hmgcl). NCBI's taxonomy places the organism in Eukaryota, Metazoa, Chordata, Mammalia, Rodentia, Muridae. Gene Ontology annotation, molecular function: hydroxymethylglutaryl-CoA lyase activity. Gene Ontology annotation, biological process: L-leucine catabolic process; ketone body biosynthetic process. Bases 36 to 1013 code for a protein of 325 amino acids. The transcript has 9 exons. The record is from RefSeq and is a predicted model, not a curated record.